GGGCGCGUUCACGCGCUCCACUCGGUACACAAACGUGGACAAACUCACACACGCACCAACACAACACCCAGGAAACUUUGAGCGAAACUUUUCACCGAUUGAACUGGCGGAAGCAGCUGUCAUGUAAGGAAUGGAGCGGGAGCAGGUUAAGCCAUCCCUCGACCUGAGCCACUUGACUGAGGAGGAGCAGUCCUACAUCCUGCAAGUCUUACAGCGUGACUCAGAGUUGCGUGACCGCGAUGAAGGGCGUGUAAGGACCCUCGAGGAGAAAGAGACAGAUCCGGCACUUCUGCGCCUUCGCUCUGGGAAGUGGUUCAGCGAGGAGUGCAGCAAGCGCCACCGCAAAUGGACUUCGGGCUGUGACCUCAUCCGUGCCAGCAUACGCCAAAGGAAGAGCAAGAGCAGAGCAGACGUGCCCCUGAAUGAACUGUUCAGUGGAAAGAGAGAUGAAACCUCCGUGAGCGACAUCUCUCCUGACGGGGAGGGAAGAUUGAAGGAUGGCGAGGAGGAGGAGGAAGAGAAGGAGGAGGAGGAGGAGAGCAGAGGGAGUGAGGGAACUCUGAAACCUGCAUGCACACCCAGAUCAAAAGGUCCAGUUGCAAAGGAUCUUCAGCAUGAAAAGGACUCAUUGCCAACCAAAGAGAGUGAAAGGAGGAGUAACGGCCUUCCGGAAGAGCCUGAGGAGGACUUGACCAUCAGUCACAAUGAGGAGUCUGACUCUAUGAGCAGCAACAUGACAGACCCAGAUCUGGCCUUUCUGAGAACCAGCCACUCCAAUGGCAGCCUUCAUUCGAGCUACACGCUCAGUGGAAGCAUGAUGAGUCUGUUCAGCUCGGGGGAUUUCAGCGUGGUGGAAGUGAGGGGCCGCAUCCAGUACUCGUUGGUUUACGACUCUCAGAAGGAGGAGCUCCAAGUUAAAGUGUACUGCUGCAAGGACAUUGCUUCGGCACGCAAGAACCGCUCCGACCCAUAUGUAAAGACCUAUCUCUUGCCAGACAAGUCAAACCACAGUAAGAAGAAGACGUCGGUGAAAAAGAAGACACUGAACCCAGUCUAUGAUCAGACUCUCAGAUAUAAAGUGCGGAUCGGAGAGCUGCGGAGUCGGACUUUGAACCUGUCUGUGUGGCACGCCGAGCCUCUGGGGAGGAAUGUGUUCCUGGGGGAGGUGGAGGUGGCUCUGGGGCUCUGGGACUGGACCUGCACACAGCCGCUGUGGCAGGACCUGCAGCCACGGGUUCACUUGAGUCCCGACUCUCUCAGCAGCAGAGGGACCAUUGUUCUGUCCAUUAAAUUUAGUCCAGAUGGAUCUGAGGGUGGGGGACUGCCUCUGACGGGAGAAGUUCACAUCUGGCUCCGGGAGGCUCAGGGUCUGCUGUCCAAGAAAGGGGUCCCCAUAGACUCCUUUGUGAGAAGCUACAUACUCCCAGAUGCUAGUCGACAGAGUGGACAGAAGACACGGGUGAUGAAGCACUCUAUCAGUCCCACCUACAACCACACAAUGGUCUACGAUGGUUUCCACACCAGCGACCUGAGAGAAGCCUGCGCCGAGCUCACUGUCUGGCAGCAUGAAGGUUUUAAGACGCACAUGCUGGGAGGGAUUCGUCUGAGCUGUGGAACUGGUCAGAGUUAUGGGGAACCCGUUAGCUGGAUGGACUCCACUGAAGAGGAAGUUGCUGUCUGGGCUUCCAUGAUUGAAAACCCAAACCACUGGAUAGACGCAUCGCUACCAAUCAGAACGAGCCUCACGCAGCGGACUGUGUGACGUACACAGCCUGCCCACAUACACGUUUAUUUACAUUUGCAUGUUUGGAUAAUGGUUGGACUGCAGAAGAGACCCUCCUCACAUCAACACCCUUAACCCCUCUAUCACGAUGAAACACAUGCAUACACUUUCUAUCUCUGGUUUCUCACAUGUUAAAAGGAGUCAGUGAUGGUCCAAUAUGCUAAGUUAAUGGUUCAUAUUUGAAAUAUGUGGUUUUGAAAUCAGAAAUGUAUCUAAAACCUUUCACUUGAUUUUGUUCAGUAAAUAACUUUUUUUCCGUAAAUUACUUGUAGUUUAUGAAUUAAAUAUCAAAUCUAACUGAUGAAUUGUGCAGUGCUUUGGUUUAUUUACUGCUGCGACUUCAAUGAGCAAAUAACAGAGAUUUUUAAUUUACACACUU
Messenger RNA from Cololabis saira (Pacific saury), 2162 nucleotides. It is a transcript of the gene sytl1, whose product is annotated as synaptotagmin-like 1. Gene Ontology annotation, biological process: intracellular protein transport; exocytosis. Gene Ontology annotation, molecular function: small GTPase binding; neurexin family protein binding. Gene Ontology annotation, cellular component: exocytic vesicle; plasma membrane. The record is from RefSeq and is a predicted model, not a curated record. Bases 131 to 1762 code for a protein of 543 amino acids. The transcript has 15 exons. NCBI's taxonomy places the organism in Eukaryota, Metazoa, Chordata, Actinopteri, Beloniformes, Belonidae.